GCAAAGAUAUAAUAAACAGUAACUUUUAAAAUAUUAUGCGAAUGUGAUAUUAGUUUAUAUAUUUUAACUACUCAAUAGUUUACCUUUACAAAAAAAAAGUUUAGUCAAGAUCAUUAUUUAUAAUAUAAACAAAGACUGGUCGUAAAAUAACGAGAAAAAAAUGGUUUCGGAAGCGUGGAAGUACUUUAAUAAAGUUGUGGUAAAUGAUAAGAAGUAUGGAGAUUGCAAAAAAUGUCAUAAAAGAAUCGCUUGUCUAGGAAGCAGCACAAACGGCCUUAUUGGACACGUCAAAAGUUGCGAGAAAAUAGAUUUGAAACCAUUCAGUUCCAGACCAGUUUUGACUAAAAUGUCAUUAAACGAUCUUCUUGCCAAGUUGACAGCUCUUGAUGGGUAUUCGAUUAGGUCCAUAACUCAAUCUGAAACACUAAGAAUGCUUUUUGAAAAUUACGGGCAUAGUUUGCCUAAGUCAGCGUCCGCAAUUUCAGAAAAAAUUAAGAUGUUUCAUGCUGAAGCCAAAUACUUAAUGAUCGCUGAAUUGGCUGCAUUGAAAGCAAAAGGAGAAAAAUUUGGACUAACAGGUGACGAAUGGUGUAGCAAUAGAGGUAGAAGAUACUACAAUUUAAAUGUUCAUCACGACAGAACGUAUUUUUUAGGAAUGAUGAGAUUGCCAUCUCCUAAUUCUGCUGAAACAUUAAACAUUUUGAUAAUGGAAAAAUUAAAAGAAUUUGGUAUAGAUAGUGAAGAUAUUGCAGGUAAAACUACGGAUGGCUGUAGUUAG
This is a messenger RNA of Hydra vulgaris (swiftwater hydra), 778 nucleotides long. NCBI's taxonomy places the organism in Eukaryota, Metazoa, Cnidaria, Hydrozoa, Anthoathecata, Hydridae. The record is from RefSeq and is a predicted model, not a curated record.